GCAAGAUGAACCCACAGCUGCCUCAGAUGUUCUACCCGGUGCUGGAUGACAUCACACUCACCAAGGGCGACAUCGUGGCUGCGCGAUGCACGAUGAACAACUACCGCUCCAGGAUCACAAGAGUCGGCAACACGGGCAGGGACGAGAUGUGCAACUUCUACCUGAUGUACUGGUCGGAAGAUGGCGCGCUGAACAUGCCCAACUGCUUCCGGGAGGGGCCACCACAACUCUACUGGACCAGCAUGGGCUUGGACAACAUCCCCGACUACGAGGCGUCGCAUCUGCCGCUGAAAUUCAAAGAACUGGUUCGCCAGCAUGGCCACCAACACCACGGCUAAAUAGACUACUCCGCAGUUCGAUGCGGGCGAUGGUAUCAGUGGGAUCUCCGCCACAUAACAGGCAAUUAACCCUUUGUACUCAAAAUUGAAAAAGGCGCAUGCCUCUAUAGGUUUCAUGUUACCAAGAGGCGUGGUCUCGGAUGUAUUAUGUUAAUUUGAAAAGGUAAGAUUUUCUGGAAAACUGGAUCUUUGACUUGUCAUAUGGGGUCAAUUAUUGACCUAACAAUUCUUGUCUGCUGAGCUCUAUACGCAUUGUUUUCAAAACGCCAGGGGAGUCGCAUCAACCCCUUAUCAGUCCGCAUUUUGAAAAACGGCGAGUAAGGGCGAGGGUCAAUGCCCAUUCACGUCCUUCCGAAAUCAAGGAAAAUUUGCUAGUUUAGUUUAAGGCUGGCACAGUUUAGGACGUUGGCAUUGUGACGGGUAAUGCCUUUUGGUAUCGUAAAGAGACCGCAAUUUUUUGUUUUUUUUCAAAGAACACCGAACCUGAUUUUAUAUCUGAUAUGGGACCAGGCAUCUUGUACUUAUCUCUUGCCGGUUAGAAAACAACUGGCAACGUCUUUUUGGUGACAACACUGAUGUCCUCGAAUUACUCGCAGCUUGCACUUCACCGUAGUGAUAUGCCCCUGGUAAAAACAGUGGUGGUAGGAUUGAAUGCUUUAAAUAAUGAAAUAGGGUGCUUAAGACCGUACAGAUUCUUCCAGUGCAUCAGUGAACCGUGUAGCUGAUCAUUUGUUGUUAGUUAAUGUUAAAGUAAUACCUCUUGUUCUGCCCAAUGUCGAGGAUUAUCAAAUGUGUCAUCGUGCUACUGUUUCCAUGUGUCCAUGCUCGGGUACUGUUAUUCUACUGACUCUUUCACAGCAGGUGCAUGAUUUGCUGCCAUCACGGACAGGAGAGCAGCACUAAGCUGAAAGUAGACGUAGCCAUUCGCUGCUGCAAGAUGUAUAUUUUUCUGCGGUUCUAGUCUAAAAUUCAUAUCUGUGAACACAUUUAUCGCUAAGAACGGACGGAUGCAGCGGUAACCCUAUUUUUCUAGCCCGUACUGAUGUGGAGCAUAGCGUCCGGCGGUGCAUGGCGUGUGUUUGUGGGUAGUUAUCUCCAUAUUCUGUGUGGUAAUUCAACCCAAAAUUUGCAAUGCCACGGUUAGUUUCCUUUAUUAAACGGUGAGUUCUCUACGCUAAGAAAAUGUUUGGAACGUUUUAUCUAUCACUGCAUGCAUUGAAAACAUUUUUUUAAAUAAAAACUAGAGCAUGCGGUCAAUUGUGUCAACAAAUUGCUGAUGUAAUAUUUGCACCCAUUAUAAUUUUUUAUACAGUUAUCUGCACGACAUGCAGCUUACGAUAAGAUAUCUAAUUUAAUGAUAGGUAGUGAACAAGUGUUGAUGCCAUGUAACACAAUGCUUAUACGCAUGUCUGUGUCUGAUGACACAAAGCCGGAAACCGAAAAGGUGUAUGGUAUGGUUACAUAAAGGGCUUACCGUUCAACAAUGAUGCAUGUUACUCGUUGAACAUGGUGUUCUAUCUAACAAUGUAUCAUAAUUUACUAUCAAUUUAUUCUCAAAUAUACGAUAGCAAAAAUG
Messenger RNA from Pollicipes pollicipes, 1914 nucleotides. Its product is annotated as peptidylglycine alpha-hydroxylating monooxygenase-like. The record is from RefSeq and is a predicted model, not a curated record. Gene Ontology annotation, molecular function: oxidoreductase activity, acting on paired donors, with incorporation or reduction of molecular oxygen, reduced ascorbate as one donor, and incorporation of one atom of oxygen. Gene Ontology annotation, cellular component: extracellular region. The transcript has 3 exons. NCBI's taxonomy places the organism in Eukaryota, Metazoa, Arthropoda, Thecostraca, Pollicipedomorpha, Pollicipedidae. The coding region runs from base 6 to 338 and encodes 110 amino acids.